Molecule: messenger RNA, 489 nt
Organism: Emiliania huxleyi CCMP1516
Lineage: Eukaryota; Haptophyta; Isochrysidales; Noelaerhabdaceae
Exons: 3
Coding region: 1-489 (162 amino acids)
Molecular function (GO): protein binding; mRNA binding
Source: RefSeq, a predicted model, not a curated record
AUGGGCCCGGGGUUGUGCGUUUACGUGAAUGGCGCAGAAAGGAAACGGUCGACCCCGUCGGUGAACGCGACGCUGCCGCUGAGCAACGUUCAGGCCCGGCCCCCUGCCGGGGCCGUUCGGCCGAUGAUUUCGCGACGGCAGGGUGACAGCGGCGUGCUGCCAGGAGCGGCGCAGGAGCCACCGCUCCCGAGCGCCGGCUGGGGUUACCUCAAGAGUGACACGGCAGCACUGCCCCUCGAGUCUGGGCGCUGCUACACGGUUGGGCGCCGGCCCGAUUCCGACCUCGUGCUCAAGAGCGAACAUGCGAUGCUCGAAGUCGAUGGCUCUGGCCGCACCGCGGCUCUCCGUGACCUGGGGUCGCUCAACGGUUGCUUCCUCAACAACGUGCGCCUGCGCGACACGCGUGAGCCGCUGCGCCACGGCGACAAUGUCCGAUUUGGCUUUGACUCCCGCGUCUGGACCGUCGAUUGCACUGGCGAGACGCCCUAG